Eruca vesicaria subsp. sativa (arugula) is the source of this 1176-nucleotide messenger RNA. Lineage: Eukaryota; Viridiplantae; Streptophyta; Magnoliopsida; Brassicales; Brassicaceae. The record is from the annotation of a GenBank genome assembly.
AUGAGUUAUCCUCAGCAAACAGUAGGAAACAGAGCACUCUCCUCUGUCUCCACACUUCUCCUAUGUAUCCUCUACUUCAUCUCCAAGUCAUCGAACGCCCAAUCUUCUUCUUCUUCUCCGGACUUCGCAUGUGACGUCACCACAAACCCUUCUCUAGCCAGCGUGAACCGUCUCGGGAUUCCAGAUUACAACUGGUGGUCGGAGGCACUUCACGGUGUAUCUGACGUUGGAGGUGGUGCCACUAGCUUCCCUCAAGUCAUACUCACCGCUGCUUCCUUCAACGUAUCUCUCUUCAAAGCCAUUGGCAAGGGUAGAAAUUUUUUGUUUCUUUGCAUACAAAUCUCUCGUGGCUCUAUAUUCUUCACUGUUCCUCUGUUUCAGGAGCCCGAAGUGAUUUCUACUCUCUCAGAGAUCCACCAGCUCAAGAUGGAUACUUCUAAGGAUGAUGAUUUCACAUUCUCAGAGGUUGUGUCACAAGAUUGUGAAGUUUUUCCAGAGGCAACAGAUAUUGCAUCAGAUGUAGACGCUAUUUCCCUUAAAGAUACUCAAAGCAAGUCUCUGAAUCUAGUUUCUCCAAAGCAAAACACAGUUGAUUCUUCAUCUGAGAUUCUCAAAGCUGCUUCAGCUAGAAAGCCUAUAACACGUACAAAAGUCCCAUUUGAAAAGGGUUAUAGCCAAAUGGAUUGGCUCAAACUUACACGAACACAUCCCGAUCUUGCAGGCCUUAAGGGGGAGUCGAACAGGAGGCUUAUAUCAAUGGAUGAAGUCAAGAAACACAAAUCAGGAGACUCGAUGUGGACUGUAUUGAAAGGACGUGUGUAUAACAUAUCACCUUAUAUGAAUUUUCAUCCUGGAGGUGUUGAUAUGUUGAUGAAAGCAGUUGGGAGAGACGGUACGUUCUUGUUCAACAAAUACCAUGCUUGGGUCAAUUUUGAUAUCUUACUUGAGAAAUGCCUUGUUGGAGUUUUGGAUGACUCCAAAGUGAUGAGCAAAUGCUAAAAGGUGUUGAGAUGUUCUUUUACUCGUAUAGAGGUUCAGACAAGAGUUUACAUUUUGAAGUAUUCAAAUGAAAACGCUGGUCACAACUAUGUAAUGUGUAUUACUAUUUGAUGUCAAUAUGAAUCAUUCAUUGAUCAUACAGUAUGUGAUUAACACUUUGCAAUACAAAACAGUAGA